UUUUGUCUCUACUCCCCAGUCAUCCUGUCCUAUGUUAACUCCUGUGCCAACCCUCUGCUCUAUGGCUUCCUGUCAGACAACUUCAGACAGAGCUUCAGAAAGGUUCUGUGCGUGCGGAAGGCCAACGGCGUGGAGGAUGGUGACCUCAGCGCCCCGAGGAUGGAGAAAACUAGAGAGACGACGAGAGACGACUCCUUCCUGUCGCCUAGGAACCACGAUGGACACAACGGACACACACCACAGAAUAGCCAGGCCGUCCAAUUGGAGCCUUGUGGUAGCCCAGGGAGAAAACAAGGCCCUCAGGGCCCACUGUGA
This is a messenger RNA of Oncorhynchus gorbuscha (pink salmon), 315 nucleotides long. Its product is annotated as somatostatin receptor type 5-like. The transcript is spliced from 3 exons. The annotation marks the transcript as partial. Gene Ontology annotation, molecular function: G protein-coupled receptor activity. Gene Ontology annotation, biological process: G protein-coupled receptor signaling pathway. Lineage: Eukaryota; Metazoa; Chordata; Actinopteri; Salmoniformes; Salmonidae. The record is from RefSeq and is a predicted model, not a curated record.